AUGAUCGCGCCCGCUCCAUCAACCUCGCAUUCUGCGCGUGCCAGCGUCUGCUCCGAUGACCAUUUGAGCGGACAGCCACAGAACCGGCCUUCUUCGCUGUAUCGACAGUUCUCGAAUGACUCAGUAGACCCAAACAGUAUGGGUGUCUCUAGAAUGUCUUCAAUGCCUACAUACGCUGAUUCGCCUUCUUUCGCAUCCGAUGCCGCAUCUCAUGCUCCAGUGCAAGUUGACGAUUCACCUCUAUACCCCGAAUCUGUCUCUCACGGACUCUCGCCAGAAAGCGGUAUUCUCACCACACGCGGUGGUAAAAGUUUUCAAUUCCCGCCCUCCAUAGGGAUUCGCAAUAUGCCUGGCGCCAAUAAGGUUAGAGUCUUAAAGACUCCACGUGUGCGACGCCGUCCUAAGACUACUACAAAGCCCGACAAAGCCGUCGAUCUCGUUAUCACAGCACCACUGAGCCAGCUGACCAAGCAUAUGGUUCACAUUCCAAUCAAGGACAUGGACGCCUGGGUUAACCGCACGGUCGAAGUGCGACGUAGAGAAGUUGCGCAGAAGAAUGGCAAGAUCGCCAGGCCUAUGAAUUCAUUCAUGCUCUACCGAUCUGCUUACGCCGAACGAACAAAGCAGUGGUGCUCACAGAACAAUCAUCAGGUUGUUUCGCGCGUAUCGGGUCAAAGCUGGCCCAAGGAACCGCCCGAGGUCAGGGAGAAGUACGAGUAUCUUGCUCUGAUCGAGAGAGACAACCACCAGAGAGCACACCCAGAAUACAAGUUCGCUCCCAAUAAGACGCAAACCUCACCCCGAAAGAAGCGUCCCUUGGAUGAUGAAGACAGCGAGGCGGAUGAAAAUGUGUACCAUGGUCCACUCAACGCGUCCCCCAUGCCUCAUAAGAUCAUCAAAUCCUCCGGGUUAAACAGUGGCUACAAUAGUCGUGAAUCGACGCCAUUUGACAACCAAGACUCCGUUUUGCCUGAGCCAUAUCACCACAACCCGUGGCCAGUGUCUGUUGGCCGUCACCUGCCACCACGUAUGAUGGCAGGCCCCGAGCAGCAACACCAUGGGUAUUAUGUGAGCACGCAUGGAUCGUACCCGAACAUGAUCAGGCCGUCUGAUGAUUCGCACCCCGCUGCACGACAGGGUGGCUUUGCCGUGAACGGCGUAUAUAACACGUCGACUGGGCUGGCUGGUAUUCCAGGAAGCAUCAACCAGGAACUGCUGCGACCGUAUGGCAGCAGUAACAACAACACCAGCAGCGCAGCCGCUACGGCUACGGCUACCGCCAGUAGUGGCAGUACCGGCAACAACAAUAAUCAUAGCAAUGCUCACGUUGCGACUCGAAUGGAUGACAACCAUCUAGAUCCACAGCUGCUAUCUUCCCACCAAGCUGGAAUUGACAUGCGUCCAUACAAUAUGUCUACUUUGUGGCAUCACGAUCAUCAGGGCCUGGGUCCUUAUAUGCCCAUGAGCAGUUCCAUGGGGAACCACCAUGGCCUUGCCUACAAUUCGUUGACGGCAGCUUAUGGUAGCAUGCAGCAGCUAGAAGAAGGACAGCCUGUAUGGACUCAGGGGGAAGAUGAUGGAAUUGCCGUUCCAGAAGUCGGCAAAGACUUCGAUCAAUGGAUCCACUCCCAGAAUCAUCAUGCAGUAUAUGGUUCACAGUGA
Messenger RNA from Talaromyces atroroseus, 1662 nucleotides. RefSeq lists its product as hypothetical. Gene Ontology annotation, biological process: regulation of transcription by RNA polymerase II. Lineage: Eukaryota; Fungi; Ascomycota; Eurotiomycetes; Eurotiales; Trichocomaceae. The transcript has 3 exons. The record is from RefSeq and is a predicted model, not a curated record. Gene Ontology annotation, cellular component: nucleus. Bases 1 to 1662 code for a protein of 553 amino acids. Gene Ontology annotation, molecular function: DNA-binding transcription factor activity, RNA polymerase II-specific; RNA polymerase II cis-regulatory region sequence-specific DNA binding.